Molecule: messenger RNA, 2982 nt
Organism: Punica granatum (pomegranate)
Lineage: Eukaryota; Viridiplantae; Streptophyta; Magnoliopsida; Myrtales; Lythraceae
Source: RefSeq, a predicted model, not a curated record
AAAAAAAAGAAAAGAAAAAAGCAAAAUCUCUCGUGCCUCUGUAGCUUUCCCCUUUCCCUCUGUCUCUCACCCGCAAGCACUCCCCCUUCCCUCCCUCCCUCCCUCCCUGUCAAGGCGGCCUGAACUCUCUCUCUCUCUGUCUCUGUCACUCUGUUAUCGGUUUCAUCAGAAGGUGACUGACAUGGAGAAGAAGGCACUUUUGAGGGAAUUCAUUUUUAGAGAUGGCCAGUAAUGAAGAAACAGGAAGUCCAGGAUGGAGUGCUUCCUUCUUCAUGCAAACUACAGAAGAUAUAGCCAGGGCUGUUGCUGCUGCUGCUGCAGCUGCGACUGCUGCUCAUUCUCCGAGGCCAUCAGUUGUAUUCUCGGCAAAAGAUGAUAGCAAUAACCAACUUCAGAAGCUGCAGAGACAUUUUACAAAAGUGUUGAAAGGAUUCUCAACUCCUCCCGAGGUUAAGAGUGUAACGUACAACCCAGAGGUCUUAACCAGCCAAAAGCGUCAAUGGGCGAGCUUUCAAUUGCAGUACUUGGAUCAUAGGUCAUUAAAAGAACCAUCAAGGCUCUUUGAGAGCAUGGUUGUUGUUGGACUUCAUCCAAAUUGUGACAUUCAAGCCCUUCAUAAACGUUAUAUUGGGAGAAAAUCUGAAGGUCCUGGCAAACUACGAAGUGUGUUGAGUGGCCAGCGUCAGACUCGUGUGGAACCUAGUCUCGAGCCUCAGGUUCUCUUUGUUUAUCCACCAGAAAAGCAGCUACCACUUAAAUACAAGGAUCUUCUCUCAUUUUGCUUCCCUGGAGGUGUAGAGGUUAAUGCUGUGGAGCGGACACCUAGCAUGAGUGAGUUGAAUGAGAUACUUCUGGGGCAGGAGCAUCUUAAGCAGAGUGACCUGUCAUUUGUAUUCCGAUUGCAGGUUGCUGAUGACUCAACUCUCUAUGGAUGCUGUGUGCUGGUCGAUGAACUAGUACAGAGACCCUCUGGCUUGAUUUCUAUGAUUUCAAACAAUCAAUCAUUGCCUUCAUUGAGCCGUUAUAUAUUGACAACAAGGAGAUGCUAUUGCAUUCUGUCAAGGCUUCCAUUUUUUGAAUUGCAUUUCGGUGUUUUAAAUAGCAUCUUUACUGAAGAAAGGUUGGAGCGGUUAACCAAAGGUCUGGUUGAUCUGAGUUCGGAGAAUCCCAACGGUUAUCAUGAGGAAAGAAAUAUAGAAGAACAAUCAGAUGGUAUAUCACCUAGUCACAGUGUUGCCGAGGAGAUUCCAAAUGAAAUCGCUGGAACCUCUGAAUUAAGCUCAGGAGAUUCUACUCCUCGAAGAGUGACAGAUGAUGAAAGGCACGUGGACUGUCAUCAAGGAAACUCGGAUUCUCCAAAGAAGGGGACUGGUGAUAAUAUUGCUAAAGUUGACCCGGAAAUGGAGAUCCUGCCAUCCGAAAAAAACAAUUCCGUAGCGAACACUGAGGGCUGUUGUUUUGAUCCUGAUGACUGUGUGACUAAUAAACAAACAGUUGAGAGGCGUUUGCCCAGUGCCGUUUUACCUCUUCUACGUUAUUAUCAAUAUGAAAGCUCUGAAUCUUCAUCCAGCUCAUGCAGCUUUCAGAGCUCCCCAAUUGAGGAUAGGAAUUUUAGGAGCGAUCUGGAUGAUAUGGAGACAGAAGAGGCAUCUUUCUCUGGCCAGGAUGACACGAGUGACCAUGCUGAUAUUCUUGAAUGGGCUAAGGCAAACAGUUAUGGGUUAUUGCAGAUAAUUUGUGAGUAUUAUAGGUUGCGCUGCCCUACCAGGGGUUCUAUAGUUAGGUUUCACCCAUUGGAACAUCUACAUCCCCUGGAAUAUUCUAGGCCAGAGGAAGCGGUUCUUCAAAUAGCUGGUUCAACUAUUGAUUUGAGAUCAUGCACCACAAGUCUAGAAUUAGCAGAGGCACACAAUGCACUGUUAGUAGAGGAGGAAGCAACUGCAUUGUCAAUAUGGACUCUUGCAACCAUAUGUGGUGCACUACGACUUGAGCAUGUGUUGACGUUGUUUGCAGGAGCAUUGCUUGAGAAACAGAUUGUUGUUGUUUGUUCUAAUUUGGGAAUUUUGUCAGCAACUGUUUUGUCUGUUAUUCCUCUUAUCCGUCCCUACCAAUGGCAAAGCCUCUUAAUGCCGGUUUUACCUAAUGACAUGUUGGAUUUUCUGGAUGCACCGGUUCCUUACAUAGUUGGUGUGAAGAACAAAACUGCGGAGGUGCAGUCUAAACUGACCAACGCCAUUUUAGUCGAUGCUAACAGGAAUCAGGUGAAGGCACCAACCAUUCCUCAACUCCCGAAGCACAAGGAGCUGUUCUCAUCAUUGAGUUCCUACCAUGCAAAGCUUGUAGGAGAGAGUUAUUUGGGGAGGAAACGGCCAAUGUAUGAGUGCACCGAAGUGCAGAUUGAAGCUGCGAAGGGUUUCUUGGGAGUCUUAAGGCAUUACUUGGAUUCUCUCUGCUCUAAUCUGCGCUCGCAUACAAUUACAAAUGUACAGUCAAACGAUGACAAGGUAUCCUUGCUUCUGAAGGAAAGUUUUAUUGAAUCAUUUCCUUCUCGUGAGCGAUCAUUUAUGAAGCAUUUCGUGGACACGCAACUCUUCUCUGUACAAACGGAUCUCGUUCUGUCUUUCUUCCAGAAGGAAUAAGGACUUGGAGUGGUGCUGGGCAGGCAAAUGUAUACCACCACCGUGUUAUUUCCUACAAUAUAACUUGAAGAACCAAAGAUGCAUGCAUAUGUAUAAGUCAUAUAUAUAUGAAAAUAUAAUUAUAGAUCGCGAGAAAGUCGCGCCUUUUUAUUUUAUGUAAAAUUUUGCUCCAAAUUAUUUCGUCAUCGAGAAUGCCAUGUCUGGGCUUGCUUGUUUAGGGUGUGAAGAAGGGAAAUGAUAUAUGAUGAUGAGGAUGAGGAUAUCUGCAUGCAAAAUAAGCGCAUCAGAUUUCUUCUUCCAUGUUUGGUAAUUUAUGAGGAAUCGUGAAUCGGGUCCUUGAAUU